This is a messenger RNA of Hordeum vulgare subsp. vulgare (domesticated barley), 627 nucleotides long. Its product is annotated as alpha-1,3-arabinosyltransferase XAT3-like. The annotation marks the transcript as partial. The transcript has a single exon. The record is from RefSeq and is a predicted model, not a curated record. Gene Ontology annotation, molecular function: glycosyltransferase activity. Lineage: Eukaryota; Viridiplantae; Streptophyta; Magnoliopsida; Poales; Poaceae.
GUACUGUUCAUGGAGCCCGACGGUUCGCAGAGGGACGAGGUGUGGAAGAUCAAGCCUUACCCGCGGAAAGGCGACGAGUUUUGCCUCAGCCACAUCACGGAGUUGACGGUGAAGUCGAGCAAGGUGGCCGCCGAGUGCACCAGGUACCACGACGUGCCCCUGGUGAUCUUCUCGCUCACCGGCUACACGGGGAACCUCUUCCACGACUUCACCGACGUGAUCGUGCCGCUCUUCACCACGGCCAGCCAGUUCAACGAUGAGGUCCAGUUCCUCAUCACGGACAUGGCGCUCUGGUGGACCAUCAAGUACCACACCCUGCUCCAGAAGCUGUCCAAGUACCCCUUGAUCGACUUCAGCAAGGACGACCAGGUGCACUGCUUCAACUACACCAUAGUCGGCACGCACGCCUACAUGGAGUUCACCAUCGAUGCCUCCAAGUCACCGCACAACGUCACCAUGGUCGAUUUCAACCGGUUCAUGUGCGCCGCCUACUCGCCGCCCAAGGAAACCGCGGUGGCGCUCGGGGAGAGCCCCAAGGUCAAGCCCAGGCUGCUCAUCAUCAAGAGGCACCGCACCAAGAUGUUCCUCAACCUGGAGGAGAUCAUCGCCAUGACUGAGGAGCUUUAA